AUGGCUGGGGAACAGGUCUUGUUGAAGGCCUUACCCAUAAAAGGUGUGAUAAAAUUUAGGAAGAAGGGCAAGCUCAGUCUUAGGUUCAUCAGUCCAAUUGAGAUUAUUAGCCGUGUGGGGGAGGCAGCCUAUGAGUUGGCAUUGCCUCCAGGUUUAUCGAGUGUUCAACCGGUGUUUUAUGUCUCUAUGUUAAAGAAAUAUCAUGGUGACAGUUCUUACAUUAUUCGUUGGGAUUCAGUCUUGUUGGAUGAGAACUUGUCUUAUGAGGAGGGGCCUAUUGAUAUCUUAGAUAGAGAGGUUCAUAACUUGAGGUCUAAGGAGAUAGUGUCAGUGAAGGUCCAAUGGAAGAAUCGUCGAGUUCAUGAAGCUACUUGGGAGACCUAG
Lycium ferocissimum is the source of this 384-nucleotide messenger RNA. RefSeq lists its product as uncharacterized. The transcript has a single exon. The record is from RefSeq and is a predicted model, not a curated record. Bases 1 to 384 code for a protein of 127 amino acids. NCBI's taxonomy places the organism in Eukaryota, Viridiplantae, Streptophyta, Magnoliopsida, Solanales, Solanaceae.